UGGUAGAGGCUGCCGGUCUCUUUAAGGCUCUGCCGCGCCUGCGCCUUGGGCUUUCCUGACGCGGCCGGCCAGACCCUGGAGUAGCCUGCGGGCGGGCAGGGUUGGGGUCGGGUAGUAGUUAAGGCAGUGGCUGUGCCCAGAGGGGUGGUUGAGGGUUGGAGGCGGCUCUGAGCUCGUCAGUGAGCUCGGCGCUUGAGAACGGGCGGGGAAGGCGGCCCGCGGAGUCGAAGCCGGGGCCGAGGCGCUGAGACGCGGCGGCGAGGCUGCCGGCUGGAUGGGAAGUUAAUGUUUACGGCGGAGUCCACCCAACGUUUCCAAGAGUUGGAACAAUACUUUCUUAUAACCUGCUUAAGAGAUUGAAGAUGUAUAUUACAAUUGCACCAGCCUUAAAUCCUAUUGGAACAAGCUGAAUCUGCUUAGGAGUUGGGCAUGAUUUAUGAAUAUGUGGACAUAUGUGUAAUGCACUGAAUAUCAGAGGUGGCGACAGACAAGGUUGCAGAAAAGCUGAGUUCUACUCUCUCAUGGGUGAAGAACACAGUAUCACAUACAGUCAGUCAGAUGGCCAGUCAGGUGGCAAGUCCAUCUGCCUCAUUACACACUACAUCCUCAUCUACCACACUAUCCACGCCAGCCCUUUCACCAUCUUCCCCUUCACAGUUGAGUCCAGACGACUUAGAACUCCUGGCUAAACUGGAGGAACAAAAUAGAUUGUUAGAGACGGAUAGUAAGUCUUUAAGAUCUGUAAAUGGGUCAAGAAGAAACAGUGGCUCCUCCCUUGUAUCAAGUUCAUCAGCCUCUAGCAACCUCAGCCACCUUGAAGAAGAUUCUUGGAUUCUUUGGGGAAGAAUUGUUAAUGAAUGGGAAGAUGUACGCAAAAAGAAGGAAAAGCAAGUUAAGGAGCUUGUUCGUAAAGGGAUACCUCACCAUUUUAGAGCAAUAGUUUGGCAACUUUUAUGCAGUGCACAAAGUAUGCCAAUUAAGGAUCAGUAUUCAGAACUCCUGAAAAUGACCUCACCUUGUGAAAAAUUGAUCCGAAGGGACAUUGCUAGAACUUAUCCUGAACACAAUUUCUUUAAGGAAAAAGACAGCCUUGGACAGGAGGUUUUAUUUAAUGUAAUGAAGGCAUAUUCUUUAGUGGAUCGUGAGGUUGGUUACUGUCAAGGAAGUGCUUUUAUAGUUGGAUUGUUGCUUAUGCAGAUGCCAGAAGAAGAAGCUUUCUGUGUAUUUGUUAAAUUAAUGCAAGAUUAUAGACUUCGUGAACUUUUUAAGCCAAGUAUGGCAGAAUUGGGCCUAUGUAUGUACCAGUUUGAAUGCAUGAUACAGGAGCAUCUUCCAGAGCUCUUUGUACAUUUUCAGUCUCAGAGUUUUCAUACCUCAAUGUAUGCAUCAUCCUGGUUUCUGACUAUCUUUCUUACGACUUUUCCAUUACCAAUUGCAACAAGGAUAUUUGAUAUCUUUAUGUCUGAGGGUUUAGAAAUAGUAUUUCGAGUAGGAUUGGCACUUCUUCAAAUGAAUCAGGCAGAACUGAUGCAACUUGACAUGGAAGGGAUGUUACAGCACUUUCAGAAGGUCGUUCCACAUCAGUUUGAUGGUGGCCCAGACAAAUUAAUCCAGGCAGCUUACCAAGUCAAAUAUAACUCAAAAAAAAUGAAAAAGCUUGAAAAGGAAUAUACUACAAUAAAAACUAAAGAAAUGGAAGAGCAAGUUGAAAUUAAAGUAAGCAUCUCAGGACUUUUAAAAAGAUUACGCACAGAAAAUAGACUUUUAAAACAGCGCAUUGAAACAUUAGAAAAAGAAAGUGCUUCCUUGGCAGAUAGAUUGAUACAGGGACAAGUGACAAGAGCCCAGGAGGCUGAGGAAAACUACCUCAUAAAACGGGAGUUGGCCACCAUCAAACAGCAGAGUGAUGAGGCCAGUGCUAAACUGGAGCAAGCUGAAAAUACCAUCAGGAAGCUCCAGCACCAACAACAAUGGCAUAAAUGCAAUUCCAACUACAAUGAAGAUUUUGUGCUGCAACUAGAGAAGGAAUUGGUCCAAGCUCGUCUGAGUGAAGCUGAGUCUCAGUGUGCACUAAAGGAGAUGCAGGAUAAAGUCCUGGAUAUAGAGAAGAGAAACAACUCCUUUCCUGAUGAGAAUAACAUUGCAAGGCUUCAGGAAGAGCUCAUUGCUGUGAAACUGAGAGAAGCAGAAGCUAUUAUGGGUUUGAAAGAACUUAGACAACAAGUCAAGGAUUUAGAGGAACACUGGCAGCGCCACUUAGCUCGUACUACUGGGAGGUGGAAAGAUCCACCAAAGAAGAAUGCUGUGAAUGAGUUACAGGAUGAACUGAUGACCAUUCGACUUAGAGAAGCUGAAACUCAGGCAGAAAUAAGAGAAAUAAAACAAAGGAUGAUGGAAAUGGAAACACAGAAUCAGAUCAAUAGUAACCAUCUUCGAAGAGCGGAACAAGAGGUGAUCAGUCUACAUGAGAAGGUGCAGUAUCUUUCUGCACAGAACAAAGGACUACUUACUCAAUUAAGUGAAGCAAAGCGCAAACAAGCAGAGAUUGAAUGCAAGAACAAGGAAGAAGUGAUGGCUGUGAGACUCCGGGAAGCAGAUAGCAUAGCUGCUGUGGCUGAAUUACAGCAGCACAUUGCUGAGCUGGAAAUCCAGAAAGAAGAAGGAAAGCUUCAAGGACAGCUUAACAAGUCUGAUUCUAACCAGUAUAUUAGGGAACUGAAAGAUCAGAUAGCAGAGCUGAAUCAUGAGCUCAGGUGCCUAAAAGGACAGAGGGUCUUCUCAGGCCAGCCUCCUUUUGAUGGAAUCCACAUUGUCAACCAUUUAAUAGGAGAUGAUGAAUCAUUCCAUUCCUCUGAUGAAGAUUUUAUAGAUAAUUCUUUACAGGAGAGUGGUGUUGGUUUUCCUUUGCACAGAAAAGCUGGCCCAACGUCUUUGGACCCCGCUGUGGCAGAUGGUAGUGAAAGCGAAACAGAAGACAGUGUGCUGGAGACCAGAGACAGCAACCAAGUGGCUCGAAAGGAGCAGUCCCCAAGAAAAGAGUCGUACUCAACCACUGUCUGACCAUCACUGUGAACUAGACUGUGGGGUUUUUUAAGGGACCGGUUAUCAUAUGAUUAAGGGUUUUUGGAACAUGUCUGUUUCAUAUGUAUAUACGUAUAUACAUACAUACAUACAUACAUACAUACAUAUAUAUAUAUAUAUAUACAUAUAUAUUUUACAGUCUGCCUUUUUAUCGUUGCCAAAUCUUCACCACUGACUUACCAUUGCCAUAAAGUAGACUGGAAUAUGGUUAAUGGGAAAAAUAAGAUUCUAACAGUAUUACUGAAUAUUAAUGUUUCUUAUUUAGAAAAUUCAAUUAUGUCUAUAUGUGGGAAGCAUUUUCAAGUUCAGAACAAUGGAAAAUUGGAUUUUCUUCAGACAAAACUGCUUUUGUGCAAUAUUUCACGCUCAUUCAACAAAUUAUUAUGUUUAUCAAUUUGUUUUCAUAGCAGCUGUCUGUAAACAUUUGACCAAGAUAUACAUAUAAUUUAUCUUGUGUUUUUGUGUUGGGGGAAUUUUUUUUUCCAGUUAAAGUUACUGUUUUAGUAGUGGGCCACUGAAAGCUCCCAACCACAAAGGCUUUUUUUCCAUAUAAUUUUGCAAACACAAAAUUAUGGUCAUCUGUCUUGAGAGUUUUAAGUUUUGUUUUAAUUUCUAACUUUUAUGUGCAUAUGAUGCUUCCAUGUGUUGCCUACUGGUCAGAGUAGUAGGUUAACUACAAAUAAAUUGUGUUGUCCAUAUUUAUACAUCUGUAUCACCCAGCACUGAACAUCAUUUUAUAUGGAGAAUGUAUGUGUUGCAAAAUGACUGCCUUCAGCAUUCUAACAGGACUUCUGUAAAUAAUAGGUUAAAAGAAAAUUGAAAAUGAAACCAAACACUAAUAUUUUAAUAGCUUUAGUAUUUUGCUUAGUAUUCAACACUAGCAGAUUCAUGAGUUAACUAAUGCUUGCUUCAAAAACACUAUUGGUGACAUAUUUUACUUCAUGUGUAUAUAACUAAUAAAUUUUUCAUGAUUAAAGAGGUUAUAGCACAUAUUACUUAGUGCUAAUAUCUACUUAAUAUAAUUUAAGCAAUGGACUGAUGUCCAAGAUACACAAAAAUUAUAUCUGCAAAUAAUCUACAAGCAUUAUCUUCAGAUUCUCUUGUUACUAAUCCAUAGAUGAAGCCAUAAGAAUUCUUUCCUACCAGUUCUUCAUUUUUAUCGUCUAGACUUUUUUCCUAGAAAUCUGAAUGCCUGUCAUUGAUAGAUUGGUGGAAUACCAAAUUACACUUAGAUUGUGUAAAGAUAACAAGAAUGUGUUGACUGGAUGCUUUCCACUCUCAUUUUCUUCAGCAGCCUAUGAAAAAAAUGGCCUUCAAGGAUAAGAGGAAAGUAGAAUUCUGUAUAUAUGGAGAUGCAACUUUGCACAAUAUGUUGCAUGCAGGAAAAAAAUUUAUAUGACAGAAUGGAGUAGAAAAGACAAAAUAGUUUUGUACCUAAAACUAGGAGUUAAGCCUUAUGGUAUAUCACGAAGUAGGCUUUUCCAGCAAGCCCUUUGUAGGCUUGAGAAACAAGCUUGAAAAUAUGCUUGUUUUGUCCGUAUCACCAGGUUAAAUUCUAGUGAUUAAUUUACCUGUGGUCACAAAUUAGUAAGUAGCAGAGCCAAAAUGUUAAUCGAUAUGUCUGACACCAAGCUGAAAAGCCUUAGCUAAUGGAUUUCUCAAUUCUCUACUUUUCUGACAAUAUGAUUGAAAUGUUUCCUGAAUAUAUAUAGAUCUAUAUCUAUGUAUAGAUAUUAGUAUCAACACUCAUAAACUCUACACAGCUUAUGAGUGUAGAUACUGUUACUAGAAUCAUCUAACUGGUGCUUUUGGGAUUCUCUUUUGGGGUUCAGUACUGUUAGCCUAGAGGCCUUGAUGCCCAGGUAAAAUGAGAUGAGUCAUGGCUACAUGAUUGCUUUGACCCCCACAUUAAGAAAUCUAAAUGAUCUAGACCAAGGGUCAGCAGCUACAGCCCAUGAGCCUAUUUGAGCCAGCUUCCUGUUUUUACAUGACCCACAAAAAUAAGAGUGGUUUUUAAUUUUUAAAUACUUGGGGAGAAAAAUCAAAAACACAAUAACGUUGUGUCACAUGAAAAUCAUAUGAAAUUGUGUCAAUACAUAAAAUUUUUUGGACCUUACCUCCAUGCUUAUCCAUUUACAUAUAGUCUAUGGCUGCUUUUGUGCUACCAUGGCAGACUUGGGUAGUUUCAACGGAGACUGUAUGGCACAAACAGCCUUAAAAUAACUACUAUCUGGCGCUUUAGAGAAAAAGUCUGUGGACCCUUGGUUUAGAUACUGUAAAAUGUAGGUUAAUUCUUAAGUUUGUCUUAGUAGAAGAUUGAACUAUUUGCUUUUGCUGUUGAACUAAUGGUUUGGAAGCCUAAAAUGUCCUAGUGAUUCUUAAACUCAUAACUAUUCAAAAUGGAAAAUGUUCCAGCUGUUUUAUAUCAUGAAGUCUUUGAUGCCACCGAAAAUUUUGGAAGGAUGUCUGUACCUUUGGAAAUGGAGAAAGACAGGGAAGAAUUCCAGAAUCCCAGCACUGUUCUUUCAAGCAUGCGUAUUGACCUUUAGGGUAUGCCUCAAUGAGUCAAUAUUUUAAUUUGACUUUAAGGACCUCUUUCUAGAAUUGUGGUAAAUUUGAAAGAUAUUCUCAGAGCAUUUUCUAAGUACUGUUUUCUGGUUAGGAAUUAGGUUUUAAAAGAAUCAUGGUAAAUAAACCUUAAUCCAUUGAUAUUCUUAUAAUUUGGACAGUGAAAAAAUAGAAACAACAAUCGUCUCAUGCAAGAGCUUUGAUUCAAAUACUCCUUAGAAAGGUUUAAAAUCUUCCUGGUUUUUUGGAUGCAAUAGGUUACUAUGCCCUAAUUUGACAUUCAAAUUAAGACUUCUGAGGUAUUGGAAAAUGUUCUCUUGAUAGAUUUUAUUUAGUCUCUGGUACUUUGUGUCAUUUAAAUGUUACUCAGUUAAACACCUAGAGUUGGAAGAAUAUUCAGGGAGGAAAAAGUGAAUAAAAUAACAAACUCACACAAAAAAGUACUCUCUCAGGAUAGGUACCUUCAUGUCAUUGCUAUCUAGGUUGAAACGCUAAAGGUAGAGGCUACAGGUGAUCUGAAUAAAGUGGAAAUUGCAUUGAGGUGAUGAAACAGAACUUUUAAAUCAAGCAAAUAUUUCAACAGCCUUUUAAAAAUCAUUGGUAAAUUUUUCUUCCUGAAAAAAGCAGUCAAAGAUAAAACAUUGCACAAUUUCUUCCCUAAUGGAUAUUACAUACUCAGUGUUUGAUGAUUAAUUGAGACAUCAAGUCUCAAUUAACUGGCAGGCUAGUUUGGAAGAAAAAAAACCAACUUUGUCUUAGCUCAGAGCUUGCAGCUUGUUACUCUCCAGAUAGUGCCUUUGAAAACAAAGUCUAGGCCUUUUAAAGUAUUUUAUUUCUAACAUCAUAAAUGAAUUGGUUCCAUAUUCUCCUUUAUCUUUUACAUAAUACAUUAAAAUUUUCAGAUUUAAAGUAAAAUAAGUAUAUGAAUCGUAUUUUGGUAAAGCCCUUUUGUGGCCAGCUUGAUUAUUGCGUAGUACCAGACAUCAACAGCUAAUGGUUUAUGAAAUCGUUGAUUUACUUUAUUAAAAGUGUACUUUAGCCUGGAAGUUAUUGCUGCUCUAUCAUUAACAAAACAGUUUUUUAAACUAAUUAAUUUUAAUUGAAUUCAUUUUCCUGAAAUUAAAAUUCCUGGUUAAAAGUGGAGUGGAUGCUAUUUAUAUCCAACUUUUUACAUCACAUUUUCAUUGAUGUACCGUACCUAUCCUUUCUUUUCACUCCAAAGAAAAGAUGAUAGAAUAAUGCAUUAGAUAUACUAUAGAGAUGCACAAUUGUAAUGUUUUUCAUUUUACUGUUGGAAUUUCUUAUUAUAACAUUGUAUGAUAACCUGAAAUGUUUACUUGUGCCUUUGCUUUAAACAAUUAUUAAAGUUUUUCAUUUUAUAAGAA
Leopardus geoffroyi (Geoffroy's cat) is the source of this 7034-nucleotide messenger RNA. RefSeq names its product ecotropic viral integration site 5 (gene EVI5). The record is from RefSeq and is a predicted model, not a curated record. NCBI's taxonomy places the organism in Eukaryota, Metazoa, Chordata, Mammalia, Carnivora, Felidae. The coding region runs from base 559 to 3060 and encodes 833 amino acids. The transcript is spliced from 22 exons.